CAGCAAAACAAUUCAAACGACCCAUCUGAGAGAAAAAUACCUGAUGUUUCGCCCAGUUCGGUUUUGACAAAAGAGAUUUCAAGAGCUGGGUUGCUCUGGUUUUGACUGUUACUGAUUUGGGCCACAAAUGUUUGGGAGGAAGAAGAGAUCAAAAUCUCUUUGCUUAGAUCUUGAAAGCGUUUAGCCAUCCACAGCUUGGAAUCGAUUGUUUGGAGGUUUUUGAUAGAGCUAGCUAGCUAUCUUGAUAAUUUCCUAUGGGUUUGUUUGAUGAUUGACAUGGUUCUUCCGAUUUCAUUAUCAUGGCCGAUUUUGUAGCAUUUGAGGAUUGAGGUCCUGGAAAAUGGAGAAUUCUUAUGAAGCAUUGAAUGAAGAUAACUCAGCUGAUCCAGGGCUCCAGAUUAUUAGGCACCCGGCUUACCAACGCCACAGAUCAUUACCAUGGUUUGAUUUGAGAGUUUUCUAUGUUAGAAUCAGCAAUUUCUUGGUCGAUGAUUCGACCCCCGAGUGUCUCACUCUAAACCAUAUCCCUCUGAGCCCUGACACCCUCCUCGAAGUGAACGGUGUGAGAUGUUCCAUUAACUCAGAAGGAAUCACGUCCCUUCUUCGGAGAGACAGAGUGGAUAAGAAAUCAGAAGAAGCCACAUUUGUGAGCACGGAUAGUAUAAGGUUAGCCGGGAGUGUGAAAUUUCAGGUUUUUGAUAAAGAAGAUCUUGUGUUAUAUGGAGUUCUGGAGAUGUCCAAUAGCAAUGGUUUCAUUGGGGAAUCAAAAAAUAGUGCUCAGCGAUGGACCAUGAACUGUGAACCAGUGAUGAAUGCUGGUGCUGGAUUCUUGAAGGGAAAACAUUUUGUGGGUUCUGAAUCAUUGUCGCCUACUACCAUUGAAGUCUAUAUUACAGGUUGCUUUUCAGGAACACCAAUUAUUCUAACUAAGACUUUGCAACCUAGUUUUGGGAAGAAGCACAAUAGGAAAGGGACAUUAGAUUCAAUCCCGGAGUCUGAAACAACUGAAUCCCCAAAAAAUGAUGCCUCUGGACUUGAUCUUCAGAUGGCAGAAUACAGAGACUAUAAACCAGAAAGUGAAGAAGACUACUACAACAUGUACUGGACGGGGGGAACAGAGUACAUGGAAGGUGAAGAUGGCGAACUCUCUUGGUUCAAUGCUGGUGUAAGGGUUGGUGUUGGGAUAGGCCUUGGCAUUUGCCUCGGAAUUGGAAUAGGAGUCGGUUUGCUAGUCCGUACUUACCAAGCUACAACCGGAAACUUUAGAAGACGGCUUGCAUAAUAAUUUCUGUUGCAUGAUAAUCUCUCUAAUCCAAAGGCAGCCAACAUAGUUUCUGCACGAGGUGUCUUUAACUGCAAAUUUUAACUUGGUGGAAGAUCCCGUGAGUGUGACAAGCCAUCAUUUUGUGAGCUUUACUUUCAUUUCUUUUUUGGUUAUGUAUCUUGUUUUUUUUAUGAGGAUUAAGAGCUGUCGCAUACGCUGAACUUCAGUUUGUAUGACUUUGUACUGUCCUGUGAAUAAUUUGUUUUCUGUAAGGUCACAAAUGACACUUGACUCAUAUUAGUGAAAAUAAUACCAAUUGCUGACAUAGCUACAAAUAUUUUGAGCAUUA
Messenger RNA from Camellia sinensis, 1613 nucleotides. RefSeq lists its product as uncharacterized. The record is from RefSeq and is a predicted model, not a curated record. Lineage: Eukaryota; Viridiplantae; Streptophyta; Magnoliopsida; Ericales; Theaceae. Gene Ontology annotation, molecular function: phosphoglycerate dehydrogenase activity.